Molecule: messenger RNA, 1926 nt
Organism: Antechinus flavipes (yellow-footed antechinus)
Lineage: Eukaryota; Metazoa; Chordata; Mammalia; Dasyuromorphia; Dasyuridae
Gene: NAPRT
Product: nicotinate phosphoribosyltransferase
Exons: 13
Coding region: 123-1751 (542 amino acids)
Biological process (GO): NAD+ biosynthetic process
Molecular function (GO): nicotinate phosphoribosyltransferase activity
Source: RefSeq, a predicted model, not a curated record
UGUGGCGUUGCUGGGGCGCGGAUUCCCGAGUGUCACGGUCAUUGGUCGGGGCGUGUCUCCACGUGACCGGCUAUCCUCCAGCGUUCCCAAGAGCGGGGACAUUGCGGAUUCUGGGCUGGGGAAUGGAGAAAGCGCAGGCGAAGCUGGAGCUGCAGCCGGAGGGGGAGCAGGACCCGGAGGCGGAGGCAGCGACCCGGGCACUGCUCACCGAUCUCUACCAAUUCACCAUGGCCGUGGCCUACUGGCGGGCGGGCCGGGCCCGGGAGCCCGCGGAGUUCGAGCUCUUCUUCCGUCGCUGCCCCUUCGGGUCGUCCUUCGCUCUGGCCGCGGGGCUGCGGGACUGCAUGCGCUUCUUGCGCACCUUCCGCCUCCGUCCGGCAGAUAUAAAGUACUUGGCCUCCGUGCUCCCACCAGACACGGACCCUGCAUUCUUUGAAUACCUGCAGGGACUGGACUGCUCUGGGGUGACGAUUCGGGCACAGCCUGAGGGCUCCCUCGCCUUUGCCCAUGUACCGCUGCUCUGCGUGUCUGGGCCUCUCCUCCUGGUGCAGAUCCUGGAGACCCCCUUGCUCUGCCUCAUCAAUUACGCCAGCCUCGUGGCCACUAACGCAGCUCGGCUGCGCCUGAUUGCGGGGCCGGAGAAGCGGCUGCUAGAGAUGGGGCUUCGUCGGGCGCAGGGUCCAGACGGCGGUCUCACCGCCUCCACCUACAGCUACCUGGGCGGCUUUGACAGCAGCAGUAACGUGUUGGCCGGGCAGCUGCGAGGGGUGCCUGUGGCUGGCACCCUGGCUCACUCCUUCGUCACCUCCUUCUCUGGCUCCGAGCAGCCCCAUGUCCCGAUGCUGGCUCCAGCAUCUGGGCAAGGUCCUCCCAGGGACCUUUCCACUCUUGCCAAGUCUUGGCUAGGCAAAGUGUGUGAGUGCCUGGGCCUGAAGGCAGAAGAGACUCACCCAGGGGAACGGGCAGCCUUCGUGGCCUACGCCCUGGCUUUCCCCAAAGCCUUCCAGGGGCUGCUGGACUCCUACAGUGUCAUGCGGAGUGGCCUUCCCAAUUUCCUGGCCGUGGCUUUGGCCCUGGCAGAGCUGGGUUACCGGGCAGUGGGCGUGCGCCUGGACAGUGGAGAUCUCCUGCAACAGGCCUGGGAAAUCCGAAGCAUUUUCCGGAAGUGUGCCUCCCGUUUCCAGGUGCCCUGGCUGGAGGCUGUGUCCAUCGCAGUGAGCAACAACAUAGAUGAGAAGGUGCUGACCCGGCUGGCCAGGAAGGACAGCGAGGUGAAUCUCAUUGGCAUUGGCACCAGUGUAGUCACGUGUCCCCUCCAGCCGUCCCUGGGCUGUGUCUACAAGCUGGUGUCUGUGAGGGGACAGCCGUGUCGGAAGCUGACCGAGGACUCGGAGAAGCAGACGCUGCCGGGGACGAAGGCGGCAUUCCGGCUCUACAACCCAGAAGGAGCCCCAAUUCUGGACCUGCUGCAGCUGGAGGAGGAGCCAGCGCCCCGGGCCGGGCAGGAGCUCAGGGUGUGGCUCCUGGAUGUCUCGGGAGGGGCCUGCAGAAGCCUGACCCUCACUCCUGCCUCCUUGGAGCCACUGCUCAGAGUCUACUUCCACCUGGGACAGAUGUGUGAACCCAUUCCCUCUCUGGCUGAGUCUCGCACUUUGGCACAGAAAUCCCUGAGCUGCCUUAGCCCAUCUCACAAGCGACUGGAGCAUCCUGAGCCCUACCAGCACUUUCUGAGAAGUUGCACACCUUGCUGAAAGGCCUGGUCCAGAGCAACCAGGAAGGCCCCUGAGGUUGGAAAGGAGCUUAUCGCUCCAUCUGUCUGCUUUGUCCGAGUCCCAGAGGUCUCUGGGGAAUGGGAGUGGAGGGAGAGCAUCUCCCCUUGAACGCCCUCUGCAAAGCCACAUUAAAGUUUUGGUUCUCUUUGAUGGA